This is a messenger RNA of Bursaphelenchus okinawaensis, 1500 nucleotides long. The record is from the annotation of a GenBank genome assembly. NCBI's taxonomy places the organism in Eukaryota, Metazoa, Nematoda, Chromadorea, Rhabditida, Aphelenchoididae.
AUGAGCUCGAUUCAAGACUUCGAGCAGAAUUUGACUCCCGUUACUGAAGAGGUCUUCAAGGCGGCGGUGGAGUUGGUGCAAAAUAUGCCCAAAGAUGGUAAGUCUUAAUGUAAUGUAAGGCAUCUUUGUUGAUUUUAAAGUUAUGGGUUGAUAUUUGGUUUUUAGCUUAAAAGUUGAGGUUUUCAAUUGUUUUCUAUGUUGGAUGUAAAUUUUUAUAUUACAAUGAAGACUUGUUAACUUUGUGAUUGUUUAGGAGAUGUUAUUUUGUCAAAUGAAGAGAAACUUUCGUUUUACGGUCUGUUUAAGCAGGCUACACUAGGACAAUGUAAUACUUCACGACCAAACAUUUGGAACGUUGUAGAACGGUAUAAAUGGUAUGUUUUAAAUUUUUUACUCAAGGUAUAAAAUACACAUUUAGGCUGUCAAAUAUUCGACAUAAAGUUUGAAAAUCCUACUUUUAAAUUAUUUUAAACUAAUUUUACAAUUGAUUAUUUAGGGACGCUUGGAGUGCCUUAGGUUGUUUGGAGCCAGAAAAGGCCAAGUCAAUCUACGUGAAUCGUCUUCAGAACGUCAUGGAAAAGGUGCUUGAGAAGAGAAGUGUUCACGAACUGUUGUCUGACCCUCGGUGGACCCAUAUUCGACCAGUCGUUGAGCCCAAAUUCAAAAUUCUUGGCAGAUCAAUAGAAGGCCCUGGAGGGUUUAAGGACAAAGCUGUGCCAUCUACUUCUUCUAAGUGUAUGUUUUAUACAAAGAACAAGAAAAGUAAUUUAUUAAAUUUUGAUUUAAAAAGCGUAUAUUGGAAUUAAAAAGGGAGUUUCAACUUUUUUGAUAUUUCAAAAUUAAAGUUACAGUACACCUAUUUGUAGCUGAAGAAGGAUCGUUGAUGGAGACAGCCUACUCGGAGGCUGUUACUUCAAAUCCGGGUAGUAAUGUUGUCAGUGAUGACGAAUAUAUGGAUGCAAGGGAAGAUUCUCCAGUCAUAGUGACCCCAACUGAACUACGGUAAGUUGAUUUUUUACAGUUUCAUUUUUUAAUUUUCUUAUGUAAAUAGAUUUUAUAAAACCGUGUCGUAAUUGAAUCCUUGUAGGAAUUCACCGUUGCCAGCCCCAGAAGACCCCACAAGUCAGAGUUUAACUUCGGACCUUGUGAAUUCAUUUCAAAUGACUACAAAGUUAAUUACACAACAGAUUACUGCGUUGAACGCGGCGUUUAACCACCAAAAAAAAGUAUUGCAGAGGUUGCUGAACAACCUUGUAAGUCACGGAUUUUGAAAUUUAAAACUUUUUCUUUAAAGUUUGGGGUUUUAAACUACAUCAAGUUAACCUUUAUUUGGUUUUUUACAUAACAAUACCACCAAGAAAAGUAAAAACAACAUUACAAUAGCAUGUUAUGACAUUUUAGGCCAACUACCGAGUGAUCUCUUGGCCAUUACUGAUAUUUUUGUUAAUCUGGCCAGUUAUUGUACAAUUACUCAUCAAAUAUUUGUUCCGAUCGCGGUGA